This is a messenger RNA of Zootermopsis nevadensis, 3397 nucleotides long. The record is from RefSeq and is a predicted model, not a curated record. NCBI's taxonomy places the organism in Eukaryota, Metazoa, Arthropoda, Insecta, Blattodea, Termopsidae.
AUUGCUAAUGAUCCACAGGAGAGGUAUGAGAUUGAGUCGGAUGAGAAUCGUUUGGAGGUAGCUCAAACUAUUUACCGUACAUAUUUAGACAGACAGGCAAAUGAGGCAGUUGACGUUUUAAAUGCAGAGGUAAUUGAACAUUCUAAAGAGAAACUUGCUACCGGCAACAAAGAACUGUUUGUAGAAUGUAUGGCAGCAGUCAAGACAUUUCUAGCCGGAGAACCGUUUCAUCUAUUCGAAAAUUCCAUGUAUUUUCAUCGUUACUUGCAGUGGAAGUGGCUUGAAAGCCAACCCGUUACAUACAAGACUUUUCGAAUGUAUCGUGUACUUGGUAAGGGAGGAUUUGGAGAGGUGUGUGCAUGCCAGGUUCGUGCCACAGGAAAAAUGUAUGCCUGCAAGAAAUUAGAGAAAAAGCGCAUAAAGAAAAGAAAAGGCGAGGCAAUGGUGCUUAUCGAGAAACAAAUACUUCAGAAAAUCAAUUCUAAAUUUGUGGUGAGCUUGGCUUAUGCAUAUGAAACAAAGGAUGCAUUGUGUCUUGUACUCACCAUUAUGAAUGGAGGUGACCUGAAGUUUCACAUCUAUAAUAUGGGUGGGGAUCCUGGAUUUGAUAUCAACCGUUCUCGCUUCUAUGCUGCUGAGGUGCUUUGUGGAUUGGAGCACCUUCACGUGCAAGGCAUUGUCUAUCGAGACUGCAAACCAGAGAAUAUCCUUCUAGAUGAUCAUGGCCACGUGCGCAUCUCAGACCUCGGAUUAGCAGUGGAGAUCCCUGAGGGUGAAAUGGUGCGAGGCAGGGUUGGAACUGUGGGCUACAUGGCUCCAGAAGUGAUAGACAAUGAGAAGUAUACAUUCAGUCCUGAUUGGUUCAGCUUUGGUUGUUUGAUUUAUGAGAUGAUAGAAGGUCAGGCACCUUUUCGUGCAAGAAAAGAAAAGGUGAAACGAGAAGAAGUUGAUAGACGUGUAAAAGAUGACCAAGAAAAAUAUUCACAUAAGUUCAGUGAAGAAGCCAAGGCUUUGUGCCAGCAGCUUUUAAAGAAGUCUCCAAAGCAGAGGCUUGGAUGCCACUGCGGCCAAAUGGGAGCACGAGAAGUCAAACACGAUGAGUUCUUCAAGUGCCUCAAUUGGAAAAGACUGGAAGCAGGGAUGCAGGAUCCUCCAUUUAUUCCAGAUCCACACGCUGUGUACGCAAAAGACGUGCUGGAUAUUGAGCAGUUCUCGACUGUGAAGGGUGUGAACCUGGAUGCCACAGAUGAUACUUUCUAUAGCAAGUUUAACACAGGGUCCGUGUCCAUCCCCUGGCAGCAGGAGAUGAUUGAGACAGAAUGUUUUAAAGAGCUUAAUGUGUUUGGACCCAAUAAUACUCCAACAGUAGACUUAAUCAUUGAUGCCAUCCCAGAACCAGAGAAAAAAGGAUGUUUCCCCUUCAGAAGAAAGAAGAAGCAGAGUGCCCGCAUGCGUCCGGUUCCGAUUGCAGAGCAGUACUUGCAACAGGGUUCAACAUACAGAGAUGAGGCUCAGACAUGGUGACAGCCAGCAAAUACCGUGAGUAGCGGUAGCAGUCAGGAGCUCCUAUCUGGCAGUGGGGCAGAACAUUCAGGCCCUGCCAUCAGUAAGGUGGAGUCUGCUGGGGUUGGGAACAACAUGAGGACAGCUUUGUCUGACUGUGAUGGGAGAUUGGUGUCUGCCUUGUCAAGCAAGAGUGCGAUGGAGCAGGCUGCAUAUUUACUUGCUCCCACGUGCAUGUCAUCUGGAGAUGCCUCCCCCAACACUGAUAAUAGUAUUAUUCCUGUUUUGAUUGAUAUUAACAAAGCUUCUGGUAUCUCUCCUACACCAACCACAGUCAUGCCGGUAUUGAAUUGCGCUAAUGUGUGUGAUGUGGAUCUCAACACACCUAAUGCUGGGUUCAAGAACGUUUUGUGUGAUUCAUCUAACUGUUCUGAUGAAACAGUCGCUAGCAGUGGGGAUGCUGACGUUUGUGUGUCUCCCACCACAAUUAGACAUCUCUCUCUUGCUGAUAAGGGAAUGUUACUUGAGGCUGCAGCAUCUCAGAUUAAGGGUCCUAACAGUGCAGCAUCACCCAUAGAGCAGCCUGGAGAUGAUGCAGCGUCUAACAUUAAAAUUCCUACUCUCACUGUAUUUGUAUCCUAGCAAAAGACAACACAAAAUGCUAAUAAAAUAGAAUAGCAAGUUUAAAUUGUUAAACAUAUUUAAGAAUUAGUGCAAGUGAUGUGUUUCUACCAAUUUAAAAUUACUGCUGCCAGGAUUUGAUUGAUAAACAUGAGCAUAUGAGAUAAAUAUGAGAGAGUGUGUUUGGCUUUUUUGUCAGUUUGCUUUGAAAUGGCUGGAAGAUUCAUAAAUAGCUAUGUCCUUUUUUGCCAAAUUUCUUCACCAACUUGAACUAGCUGAGAGUAGCUGAAUUGGAAGGUAGCUACGACUGUAUUCUCAUCAGUCAGCGUACUCUAAAGAAAGACAUUGAAGGCGACAUCUGCAAGGAAGCCAUUAAGCAGCCUAGAACAUAAGUUGACUGAAGAUGGCUGUUUUCUAUCGUCAGCCUCAUGACGGGAGGCUGUAAGCACCUUUGUAACGUUGGUCAGUUUCUACCAGACUACACACACAGUGCAACAUCCCAGAAUUCAACCAUCUUCAUGAGAACCUGAAAUCUUACAUAAAUUGUACUGGCUUGUGUUGGCAUGUGAAAUGGAGAAAGGGAGUCACGUUAUGUCAAGCUGCAGGACAAGACAAUAGUUGCGUGCUGAGAACUGUUGCCAUUAGUUUUCUAUCAAACAUUGAGCCUACAAAUAUAUAUAUAUGAAUAUUCAGGAUGAAACCAAACUUACAGAUGUGCCAAAAUAGUUAUAAGGAGUGUUCAUGACAUUGUAUCAGGCAAGUGCAAUAUUGCCAGUAUUUUAUGGGCUAAGUCGCUGACACAGGUCUUGACUACUAAUUCAGCUGAGGUCUCUGCAUCUGUAUUCCAAAUUAAUUUAAUUUAACUUAAACUAAUUUAAUACGUCACUGUCUUAUUUAUGUAGUAUAUAUAAUGAACAUUAGCAAUUUGAGGCUACCAGGUUUCCAGCCUGUCUAUAGCUCCGUUUCAUGAAAAGCUUCUUUCAUGAAAAAAAAAUUCAUAACCCUAAACUAGUCCACAUACCUGAAUGAUUCAAAAGCUAGAAUGUUGAGAAAUAUCUAAGGAAUCACCACCUUAUCACUAUUACUGAAACUUGUCUUUCCUCAUACCACAUGAUUUAUACAAGUUUUCUGCUAAUAGUUGGAACAUUAUCAUUGUUGUUACUAUUAACUACUGACAUCACCAUUAUCACUAGUUGUAUGUAAAAAGUUUGUCCCGCUAUGUGCCAUACAGGCUGUUUGGGUUAAGUGGAGGUAAACCUCCUCUCUUUCUUGA